Messenger RNA from Dromiciops gliroides (monito del monte), 1689 nucleotides. Its product is annotated as UDP-GlcNAc:betaGal beta-1,3-N-acetylglucosaminyltransferase 7-like. The transcript is spliced from 3 exons. Lineage: Eukaryota; Metazoa; Chordata; Mammalia; Microbiotheria; Microbiotheriidae. The record is from RefSeq and is a predicted model, not a curated record. Gene Ontology annotation, cellular component: membrane. The coding region runs from base 1 to 1689 and encodes 562 amino acids. Gene Ontology annotation, molecular function: hexosyltransferase activity.
AUGGAUCAGCAUCUAAGGUUCAAUCCUGGAUCAGCCAGGCAAGUGAUACAGCAAGCCAGCUGUGAGCCCUCCAGCCCCAAGACAGAAGGCAAACUGCUAGCUAUGGAAUCCCUUACACCACAGGUGCAAGAGGCCGGCACCCCCAGCAGCAGCGGAGGUAACAACAGCGCCCUUCCCCUCCCUCUGCAGCCCAGCCCUGCUUCCUUCUCCCGGGCUCUGCAUUUCUACCUGGGCCUCUGGGUGCUCUUAGACGGCUCCCCCACGGAGCUCCCACGCCAGCGUGCCAGCAUGAUCCCCUUGAAGAGGACCGUCUACCAGAGAGCCUUCCUGUGCCUGGUGCUGCUCGUGGUCUUGCCCGUCCUGUGGUGGGUUCUAGAUCCCAGCCAAGGUCACCUCCAAAGUCACCCGCGGGCCCCGAGGCGCGGCUGGGCUCAGGAAGCAGAGGGCGCGUUUGCUGAGCACUACAGCUGGGGGCUGAGCCCCCUCGAGGCCCGCGUGGCCAUGGGGAAGAGUCUGCAGGUGUGGGACGUGAAUUUUUCCACCUGCACUGCCAACAUGCUAGUAAUGAAAAAACCCUGGGUGCGCACAGUCCAGGAGCACAUUCGCCAGUUCCUGCUCUACCGCCACUGCCGCUACUUCCCCAUCCUGCGCAACCACCCGGAGAAGUGCUCGGGCCACGUCUACCUGCUGCUGGCCGUCAAGUCUUCCCUCUCCAGGCACGACAAUCGAGAGGCCAUCCGGCAAACCUGGGGCCGCGAGCGAGAGGGGGCCGGUGGCCGCGGGGCCAUCCGCACCCUGUUCCUGCUUGGCACCGACCCCGAGGACGAGGCUCUGGACACCCACGCCCGGCUCCUGGACGUGGAGGACCAGGUCUACCAGGACAUCCUGCAGUGGGACUUCCUGGACAGCUUCUUCAACUUGACCUUGAAGGAGGUGAACUUCCUCAAAUGGCUGGAAAUCUUCUGCCCCGGGGUCAGCUUCGUCUUUAAGGGUGAUGAUGACGUCUUUGUCAGCCCUGCCAACCUGUUGGAGUACCUGAAGGAUCAGAGACCCCACGAGAACCUCUUGGUGGGAGACGUGGUUAAUAAAGCCAGUCCCAUCCGGACCAAGGGAAACAAGUACUACGUCCCCAAGGCUUUGUACAACAAGACCAACUACCCUCCCUAUGUGGGUGGAGGAGGCUAUCUAAUGACCAGGAGGCUGGCCCACCGCCUCCACCUGGUCUCCCAGACUUUGGAGCUUUAUCCCAUCGACGAUGUCUUCCUGGGCAUGUGCCUGAAGGUGUUGGCUGUGAGACCCACACCCCACAAAGGUUUCAAAUCCUUUGGUAUCAUUCCCUCCAGUCAAAGCUACCUAAACAAGGACCCCUGUAUUUUCCGCUCCAUGAUGAUGGUCCAUAAGAUGAAACCCAAGGAGAUGCUGAAUAUGUGGAAGCUGGUCCACAGCCAUCUCAACUGCUCCCAUAGCUUCAGGCUCUCCAACCCUGAUGCCAGGGAAGAAAAAAAUCCCCAGGGAAUCUUUUCAUUAUCAACAAUGGUUAAGCGACUGUUUUUGGAAUCUCAUGCAAGUCUCAGAUCUGAAGAUACAGAGGAUAAAGAAAUGAAGGUAGAGAAGAAACUGGAAAAAAAGAUUGAAAAAGCAAGCAGACUAGAUAAGAUAUACACAGAGGAUCCUACUCUGGAGGCUUAA